UUAACGUAUGUUUUGUAUUUCAAAAUUUUUCCGUUUCUUAUUUUUGAAGAUGCACUGGGUAAACCAAAGAGUAAUAGACUCUAUUAAAUAGAGAGUUAUACUUUUUGGGGUAAACUGACUAGGUUUAUGUGAUUAGUUAACAAAAGAUGGCGUUUUUGAAAUUGUAAAAUGUGUGAAAGUCCAGUCUAACAGACAUUCUUGUUCAAACUACAUCUUUUUUACUCAAACAUUUUAAAUUUGAUUUUUGUUCAGUUAAAUUACAAUAUUGUGUUUUAAUCCAAAUCUGUGAAAAGAAAUAAUGAACUCAUUGGAAACUGAUGAUCAACUAACAAUUGUGAAUCGAUCGACGGAACAUCGUGUUAGUAAAAAAUUAAUUCGCAAAGUUCCUUAUUUUGAAAAAUUGUUGAGCCAUGAAUGUUUUGAAUCAAAGGAAAAUGCAGUUGUACUCGAUUUUGAUGAACAAGCUUUCAAAUUAUUUCUAAAGUGGGUUGAAUUCGAUCAAGUGGUGAUCGAAAUGAUGAAUUUAAUAAACCUGUGCACCAUGAUUGAUUAUUUUGGAAUGGACACUAAGUUAAUUGACGAUUGUGCUACUUAUUUUCAUGAUAAGUUUUCAAUCAAACACCUUCCAGUUGUGAUUCCGCAAGUGACUCCAACAUCUAAAUUAAUUAACUCUGGGGCUCUCGAUGCUUUCAUCUGUCGAUAUUUCUUAAAGAUAGCGAGCACAAAGGUUUGGUUAAACUAUCCUAUUGAAACCAUUGAAUAUAUUUGUGCCUUGGAUCUAAUGGUUCAUUCAGAAAUGCAAGUUUUCAAUGCGAUCAUGAAAUGGAUCGAUUUCAAGCGUAAUUCCAGAAAGGGCUAUCUUGAAAGAUUAUUAAAGUUGGUUCGAUGGUGUCAUUUGGAUGAUAAGGAUUCUGUUGAAAUAGAGGGAAAUGAUUUCAUCAGAUUCUCUUUCCUUAAAGAUGUAUUUAGCCCGCUUGAUCAACGCAAUGAUGUCAACCGAACGAAUCAAUAUUAUUUUGUCCUAGUUGAAACAUUGGAUGGUACAGAUUUGCAAAUCAAAGUAUUUGACAGAGACUUUCUGCCAUUUAUUAAACGAGUCAUCAAACUAGAUGAAUCAUUGCCUUUGCAUCUUCUGCACAAUGACCAUGUAUCUGAUAUAGUUAUUGAUUCGGGAAGGCAGAUGAUUCGUGUUGAUUGGAAUCAAAAUAAGUAUCGUUUUAUUGGUUUAAAUGAUUAUAAAUCUCAUCAUUAUAAAAUCCAAGAAUGUAUUCUUGAAAAGACUGAGGAAAAACAGUAUAGUUUGGCUACGUACUCAAUAUGGGCCGUUCAACAUACUAGCGGAGCUUCGCUACUCGAAUUCAAUGAUAAGAGUGUUUUGUUGGCGGAAGAAAGAAUCUCCUGUGCUCCUUCGCGACUCAUGUCAGAUCCCUUUGACUCAUAUACAAACAAAUAUUCCGACUAUGAAUUAAACAUGUGUUGUUGGACAGCACCAACUGAUGGUCAGAUUUCGAGAUUCUUCAAUAGUGGAGAAAGAAAUUAUCUGACAACUAUUUUGAAUAAUAAAAUUUAUAUCAUGAAAGAUAGGUGUGAAUUGAUCCAGUUCAAUAUUGAAAGUCAAGAGAUGAAGAAAUUUAGACGUAAAGGUACAUCAGACUUAAGUGAUUUAAUUUUAACUUCCAUGCCAGUUCAUGAUGAUAAAGUUUUUUUGAUCGACAGAUACAAAAAAGUUGUUGAAUGUUUCAAUGUCAACGAUGAAGAAUGGACUCCAUUUGGUCUUAUGUCUAAUAUUUGUACUUCUACUGGUGAUCAAAGGAAGUCCACUGAGCUGUUUGCUUUUACUUCAGCCUUUUUACCGAUAAACAUUAUUUUAUCUUGCAUGCGUGACUGAUUGGGCGCGGGAUUUCCGUAAAUCAAUGGAAUAACGGUUAUUUUGCCAAUAUUGUCAAAACUAGCUGUAUUGAAUGCAUUUAAUUCAAAUUAAAUUUCACGUCGAAACCUUCGAAAAAUAU
This is a messenger RNA of Tetranychus urticae (two-spotted spider mite), 2009 nucleotides long. NCBI's taxonomy places the organism in Eukaryota, Metazoa, Arthropoda, Arachnida, Trombidiformes, Tetranychidae. The record is from RefSeq and is a predicted model, not a curated record.